Messenger RNA from Sapajus apella (tufted capuchin), 4238 nucleotides. Its product is annotated as zinc finger protein 30 homolog. The coding region runs from base 1123 to 2676 and encodes 517 amino acids. The record is from RefSeq and is a predicted model, not a curated record. Gene Ontology annotation, biological process: regulation of DNA-templated transcription. Lineage: Eukaryota; Metazoa; Chordata; Mammalia; Primates; Cebidae. The transcript has 5 exons.
CUACGCUGGGGGGCGCGGCGGGGCUUGCAGUCCAGAGAACCAGCAGAAAAAAGCCGGAAUAUCGGUUUUUUAAAUUUUGGACCGCAGUGCCCACAGGGAAGCAGACCCGGAUUAUCUUUAAUGGCACUGGUUAGUCACGGAGCCGCCUUAGAGGUAUAGAGGCCUGAGGCACCGGACACUGUCGCCCUUCUGGGUACGUCUCCCCUGCCAUACUGUCCCCGCCGAGACCCGGCCCCAAGCGCCCCUCCCGGCCUCGGAGCAGCCGCGGGACUUGCUUCCGCUCUCCGCGCGCCUGCGCAUUCGCGACGGGGACGGGCGCUUUCUCGUAUCCUGGCGCCGCUGACUCUGGUGCUGGGCGAUCCUCCGAGUCGGGUGAGGCUGAAGAGGUGGGCGCCGGGCGCCGAGCGCGGCUGUGGCCGCUGCUUUUCUGAGGAAAAAGAGCGCGGGUUGGGUCAGGCUUUGCAGGCCGGACCGGAGAUGGAGAAAAGGUACCUGUGGAGCCUCAGGCCGCUGUGCGUUUUUUCGCGGGACUGAGCUUAUGCAGCCCUGAGGCCUGGAGGCGCUGGAGGCAGUAACUGUGCCGGGCCCGGUUCGUGGGUGCGGCCUAUGGUGUAACUGGAGACCGAGGCCCCGCGCAUCCCCAUCCGCGCUGCAGCCACUUAGGCUCCAGGAUGAAGGUCCCCUGCAAAACGCUGCGACCUAGAUUCGGGGCGGGUGUCUGGGGGCUGAGAGGACACGCCGACAGUUCCGAAAAGACAUUGUGGGUGGUCCGGGUGCUCGAGCAACUGGGUGCCGAACUACAGCGUACCCGGAGCUGCGAACCCAGACGCUGGUGACUGCGGAGCCGCUGCCCUGUCGUUUCCAUUUGUGCGUGCAGGUGGCGGUUAGCUGGGGCCAGGGAAGCAUGGAGGGUGGGUUCUGAUCGAGUCAAGAAAAGCCUGGGGUGUCCUGAACUUGGUCUGCUUCCCCAGCCCUGCCAGUUUCCAGAGAAGGCGCUUGAGAAGGAGAAACGAAUCGCAGCUGCUCUUCUAAAAAGCCGGUUCCAUCUCUAGCAUCUCUGGACCUGCUUCUGAAGUAAAUGAACCUUGAGGAAAAUUGACCGGUUCUUGCAAUUCUAAAAUCAUGGCUCGUGAUUUGGUGAUGUUCAGAGAUGUGGCUGUAGACUUUUCUCAGGAAGAGUGGGAAUGCCUGAAUUCAUAUCAGAGGAAUUUAUACAGAGAUGUGAUAUUAGAGAACUACAGCAACUUGGUGUCACUAGGAUGUUCCAUUUCUAAACCAGAUGUGAUCACCCUGUUGGAACAAGGGAAAGAGCCUUGGUUGGUUGUGAGGGAUGAGAAGAGAAGAUGGAGCCUAGAUUUGGAAUCCAGAUAUGACACUAAAAAGUUAUUUCAAGAAAAGGAUAUUUAUGAAAUGAAUUUAUCUCAGUGGAAGGUAAUGGAAAGAAUUACCUGUGGACUUGAAGGACAAGAAAGUCCUCAUGAGGUAUGUUUCAGGCAAGUGACAAAAGCCACCUCUGAAAAAAUGCCCACUUACAGAAAACUCAGAUCUCUUACUCUGUAUCAGAAAAGUCAUAAUAGAGAGAAACCCUAUGAAUGUGGGGAAUGUGGGAAGGCUUUUAGAGUACGACAACAACUUACUUUCCAUCAAAGAAUUCAUACUGGUGAGAAACCCUAUGAAUGUAAAGAAUGUGGAAAAGCCUUUAGGCAGUGUGCCCACCUUAGUCGACAUCAGAGGAUUCAUACUUCUGACAAACUCUACGAAUGUAAAAAAUGUGGAAAGAUCUUCACAUGUGGCUCAGACCUUCGAGUACAUCAGAGAAUUCAUAUUGGCGAGAAGCCGUAUGAAUGUAAAGAAUGUGGGAAAGCCUUUAGAGUUAGAGGACAACUUAAUCUCCAUCAAAGGAUCCAUACUGGUGAGAAACCCUAUGAAUGUAAGGAAUGUGGGAAGGCCUUUAGACAGUAUGCACACCUUACUCGACAUCAGAGACUUAACAUUGCUGAGAAGUGCUAUGAGUGUAAGGAAUGUGGUCAGGCUUUUCUGUGUAGUACAGGCCUUCGACUACAUCACAAACUUCAUACUGGUGAAAAACCCUAUGAAUGUAAGGAGUGUGGAAAGGCCUUUAGAGUGCGGCAACAACUUACUCUCCAUCAGAGAAUUCACACUGGUGAGAAGCCUUAUGAUUGUAAGGAAUGUGGGAAGACUUUCAGUCGUGGCUAUCAUCUAACUCUCCAUCAGAGAAUACAUACUGGUGAGAAACCUUAUGAAUGUAAGGAAUGUCAGAAGUUCUUUCGUCGUUACUCAGAACUUAUUUCACAUCAAGGUAUUCACAUUGGAGAGAAACCUUAUGAAUGUAAGGAAUGUGGGAAGGCAUUUAGACUGUUCUCACAGCUUACUCAACAUCAGAGUAUUCAUUUUGGUGAGAAGCCCUAUAAGUGUAAAGAAUGUGAGAAGACUUUUAGACUGCUUUCACAACUUACUCAACAUCAAAGUAUUCAUACUGGCGAAAAACCCUAUGACUGUAAGGAAUGUGGAAAGUCCUUUAGACUUCAUUCAUCACUGAUUCAACAUCAGAGAAUUCAUUCAGGUGAGAAACCAUACAAAUGUAAGGAAUGUAAAAAAGCAUUUAGACAACAUUCACAUCUUACUUACCAUCAGCGAAUUCAUAAUGUAACUUAAUAAUUAUUAGAACUCUUCCAUUGUGAAUUUUAUGUUGAGCAUAGGAAGUAAAUUCUAGAGGAAAGGUUUUUGAAUGUAGGACUCCCUUUUGCUUCAUGCUCAAAACUGACUUAGGAAGUUUUAUUUAAAGGAAAGAAUGUGUUAAUGAACAUAUAGAAGACUUUCAUCGCCUUUGAAACUAUGUUAAACUUUAGGACAUUCAUCCUAAAAACGAACUUUAUUAAAGGAGUGAAUGUGGAAAAGCUUUUGAUCUUACCUAUUAUUAUCUCCAUAUUCUUCCCUCUGUGUAGUAUACACAUGGAGGUUUCCAGGAAACCACCUCAUUCUGAAAAUGUGUAAAUGAAGGGAAAGUCAUUUAGCCUGCUUUUCCUGCAUGAACUGUAUUUCAAGGCAACAGAAGGUAAUGAGGUAAAGUUCUUUAUUAGAAAAUUUCAGGCUAAUGAAUGCAAAAAGAAUAAUAGAAAUAGAAAAUUGUAUUAGAAAAGCUAUUGUGAAACAUAUAAUGAAAUACUAAAUCAAGAGGUUGAGACCAUUCAGUGAAAGGUUGUGAACUUUAGUGAAUAGAUCAGACUGACAACAUCUGAACUCACUGAUAAUAACUUCACAAAAAAAGACAAUAAAAAUUAUUUGCCUCCUAAUGUGAUACAGUAAGAUAUAUACAUCUUGCCAAAAAUAUUAAACCUGAAUUUAAUUAAGCCUCAAGAUCUAACUCCCAGUUUAGAGAAAAUUCAAGAAAUGGAAGAGUAAAUUACAUGACACAAAAAGGAACAAUUAAGUCUAAAAUAAGAGUAAUUCUACAAGAGGGAUGACCUGGUUUCCUAACCAAUAAAAUGGCAUUUUGAGAAAUAAGGUGGAACUCUUAGGUAUUGACAGACUUGAGACAUCAAUCAAAUGCAAUGAAAGAGUGGUUUUUACUUAGAUCAUGAGUUGAACAAACAUGUAACAUAAGACAUAUUUACAAUAAUUGGGAGAAUGGGAAUAUUGACCAUAUUAGAUAAUAGGAAACUUUUUGUUAUAUGUGAUAAUAGCAUUGUGAUUAUGUAAAAGUCUAUUUGUUAGAGAUAAUUUCUGAAAUUUAUACACAGGAGAUGAUGUAUCUGGAAUGUCCUUUUCAUGCAAAAGAAAAAUGAGGGUGAAUAACAUGUUUGGCAAAAUGAUGGUAAUCUAAGUCUUGGUUACAUGGUUUUUGUUUUUGUUAUUCUUUCUACUUUUGUGUAUUUAAAAUUUUCCUUGAUGUGCUUUUAAAGAUCAAGUUAGCCAUGAAGUUAUAACCAAUUUAAGAUGAAUAAUUUUUUAAAAAAAUUCUACAUAUUAAAUCUUGUGGAUGUUGCCAAAGCUCUACACAUUGGGAUUGGUUUAAUUACAUGAUAAUGACUAUAAUUACAUGACAAUGACUAUGAUGUAUUCAGGAAGUUAAAAUUGUGUGCCCACAUUUUAUUUAGUUCACCUCUCUAUCUCUGUAUUAUAGUACCCAUGGUACUCACUUCAUAUAUAUAUAUAUUUUGAGACAUAGUCUUGCUCUGUCACCCAGGCUGGAGUGCAGUGGCAUGAUCUUGGCUCAC